AUGUUUGCCAACGAAGACAAUUCCGAUGCAAAUCCGAUUGCAAAGCCUUCGAGUAUUUCCCAUGAAAGGAGUGUUUCCUUUUCUUCUAUUGAAAUUCGACAGUAUCCGCUAUGCAUGGGUGAUAAUCCUGGAUGUCUGAGAGGUGUCCCCAUUUCGAUGGAUUGGAAACACACGGAAGAAAUCUCUUUGGGUUUGGAUGAAUACGAGGAAUGUCGUGGCGAGCCAAGUGAAACAAUAGCCAUUCCACCACACAAACGAUUUGAGAUGCUUCAACGCACCAAGUUGUACACAAGAUGUGAGAUUAUGAAGACACUGCAAAAAGUAGAAGCAGAUCGUGAACGCAGGAAAGCUUCUAGUCGCGACAGUGAGAAAGAAGAAUAUAUUGAAGGUUUGAAGCGCGGAAUUUUGAAUAAGACUCUUCGGCGGAAGAAGAAACAAAAAGAAAGGGAAUUGCUCCUUCCAUACCUAUCACCGCAGAACUCUGUGAAAAAGAGUGGACUCCGAAGGUCCCUCUCUACUUCGUCUACCUCUUGUGAAUCCACUUCGCUUGAUGACGAUCAUCUAAGCGAUGUUGACAACGGGGAGUUUGAGCGACAACUACAGAUCCAAACAUAG
Molecule: messenger RNA, 615 nt
Organism: Cylindrotheca closterium
Lineage: Eukaryota; Bacillariophyta; Bacillariophyceae; Bacillariales; Bacillariaceae
Source: the annotation of a GenBank genome assembly